This is a messenger RNA of Oncorhynchus masou masou (cherry salmon), 2259 nucleotides long. RefSeq names its product zinc finger protein 883-like. Gene Ontology annotation, biological process: regulation of gene expression. Gene Ontology annotation, cellular component: nucleus. Bases 152 to 2047 code for a protein of 631 amino acids. NCBI's taxonomy places the organism in Eukaryota, Metazoa, Chordata, Actinopteri, Salmoniformes, Salmonidae. The record is from RefSeq and is a predicted model, not a curated record. The transcript has 4 exons.
UACAGGACGACUAGAAUUAAGUCUGAGACCGGUAACAUCAACAGUGAGGACAAACCCAGCCUGCCUCUCUCCUUCCACACUGAGUCCAAACCUACAGUUACUGGGUCCUGAUUGUGACAGUGGAGCCCAGUUUGCACUGCAGGAUCCAGAGAUGGCAUCAGUGAAGCUGGAAGACUGCAGUCAAACACUGGAGCUGAAUGUCAUCAUUAAAGAUGAAGAAGAGGAGGAGAAGAUUGGGAAAUCUGUUUCUCAAGGAAACCAUGGAGAGACAUUCUCUACAUUCAGAGAGCAACAGCAGGAAGAUCACAGAGCAAAGAGAUUAAGUCUGAAGCCGGUAACAUCAACAGUGAGGACAAACCCAGCCUGCCUCUCUCCUUCCACACUGAGUCCAAACCUACAGUCACUGGGUCCUGAUUGUGACAGUGGAGCCCAGUUUGCAUUGCAGGAUCCAGAGAUGACAUCAGUGAAGCUGGAAGACUGCAGUCAAACACUGGAGCUGAAUGUCAACAUUAAAGUUGAAGAAGAGGAGGAGAAGAUUAGGACAUCUGUUACUCAUGGAGACCACGUUGAGACAUUCUCUACAUCCAGAGAGCAACAUCAGGAAGAUAACAGAGCUAGGAGGUCUCACCACUGCCCACAUUGUGAGGAGAUUUUCCCAUUUCUACCCAAGCUAAAAAUACACCUAAAAAUACACACAGGAGAAAAGCCUUACUCCUGCUCUGACUGUGGAAAGAGUUUCUCUCGACUGGGUAACUUAAAACAACAUGAACGUAUGCACACAGGAGAGAAGCCUUACUCCUGCUCUGACUGUGGGGCGAGUUUCUCUCAUCCGGGCACCUUAAAACAACAUGAACGUAUACACACAGGAGAGAAGCCUUACUCCUGCUCUGACUGUGUAAAAUGCUUCACAACAUCAACUGAGCUAAAAGUUCAUCAGAGAACACAUACAGGAGAGAAGCCUUACUCUUGCUCUGACUGUGGGGCGAGGUUCUCUCAACUAGGCACCUUAAAACAACAUGAACGUAUACACACAGGAGAGAAGCCUUACUCCUGCCCUGACUGUGUAAAAUGCUUCAAAACAAUUACUGAGCUAAUAGUUCACCAAAGAACACACACAGGAGAGAAGCCUUACUCCUGCUCUGUCUGUGGGGCAAGUUUCUCUCGACUGGGCACCUUAAAACAACAUGAACGUAUACACACAGGAGAGAAGCCUUACCUCUGCUCUGACUGUGGAAAGAGUUUCUCUCAACCGGGUCACUUAAAAAGACAUGAACGUAUACAUACAGAAGUGAAACCUUACUCCUGCUCUGACUGUCUAAAAUGUUUCAAAACAUCAACUGAGCUUAAGGGUCAUCAUGGAACACACACAGGAGAGAAGCCUUACUCCUGCUCUGACUGUGUAAAAUGCUUUACAACAUCAACUGAGCUAAAAGUUCACCAAAGAACACACACAGGAGAAAAGCCUUACUCCUGCUCUGACUGUGGGGCAAGGUUCUCUCGACUGGGCACCUUAAAACAACAUGAACGUACACACACAGGAGUCAAGCCUUACUCCUGCUCUGACUGUGGAAAGAGUUUCUCUCGACUGGGUAACUUAAAACAACAUGAACGUAUGCACACAGGAGAGAAGCCUUACUCCUGCUCUGACUGUGGGGCGAGUUUCUCUCAUCCGGGCACCUUAAAACAACAUGAACGUAUACACACAGGAGAGAAGCCUUACUCCUGCUCUGACUGUGUAAAAUGCUUCACAACAUCAAAUGAGCUAAUAGUUCAUCAAAGAACACACACAGGAGAGAAGCCUUACUCCUGCUCUGACUGUGGAAAGAGUUUCUCUCAACUGGGUGACUUAAAAAGACAUGAACGUAUACACACAGGAGAGAAGCCUUUCUACUGCUCUGACUGUGGGGCGAGUUUCUCUCAUCCGGGCACCUUAAAACAACAUGAACGUACACACACAGGAGAGAAGCCUUACUCCUGCUCUGACUGUGGGGCGAGUUUCCCUCGACUGGGCACCUUAAAACAACAUGAACGUAUACACACAGGAUAGAAGCCUUACUCCUGCUCUGACUGUGGAAAGAGUUUCUCUCAACUGGGUCAUUUCAAAAGACACCAAGGUAUACAUGAAAGAGAGAAGCCUCAUCAGUUCUCUCAGACCAGCUAAGAUCAGACACUCCACUUAAUUGUCAUGUCAUUAAAUAAUUGGCGACGUUGAAUUGGAUCAAAUGAAGAAAGCGUAGAAUGCUCUAUUGUAAUCCUAUA